AUGCUGGCCGCCGAGCUGUAUGAUCUGUUACUCGAGCUCAUGGCCUUGCUCUGCAAAAAGACGGGACACAACAAUAUGGUGUGCCUCCAGUUCAUAACCCGCUUCGGUGUCACCGACAUGGUGCCGGCGGGCGGACAGAUCUCCUUUGGUGAUGUUGCUGCAAAGGUCCCAGGGCUGACUGAAUCCAUCGUCGGCCGUCUACUGCGACAUGCCAUGACGAUGCACGUGUUCCACGAGCCCCAACCCGGCAUGGUCGCCCAUACCAAAGCCUCCAAAGCCCUUCAAACCAACCCGGUGUUGAACGCUUGGCUGAGGAGCGGAACCCAUGAGAUGUGGCCGGCUGCGGUCAAGAUGCUUGACGCCUUAGAAAAGUGGCCCGGGUCCUCAGAGCCGUCAGAGACGGGGUUUGCCCUGGCGAAUGGUACAGUUACCACCGCCUUUGAGAUCCUCGGCAGCGACCCCGCCCGGGCCGCCAGGUUCGGUCGCGCCAUGAGCAUCUACGCCAUGAAGCCCGAGUACUCGCCUUCUUACCUGACAGAAUACUUCGACUGGGCAAGUCUUUGA
This is a messenger RNA of Podospora pseudocomata, 564 nucleotides long. RefSeq lists its product as uncharacterized. Lineage: Eukaryota; Fungi; Ascomycota; Sordariomycetes; Sordariales; Podosporaceae. The record is from RefSeq and is a predicted model, not a curated record. The transcript is spliced from 2 exons. The coding region runs from base 1 to 564 and encodes 187 amino acids. Gene Ontology annotation, molecular function: methyltransferase activity.